AUGUUUGAGCAGAUCUACAAAUCUGGCACCUGGCAGCACGGAAACGCGAGCCUGCCCCUCUCGGGCACCGGCUCGACGGCGGAGGCGUCCGCCAACGCCCGGAUCGCGCUGGCGGCUGCGCUCGGCCGCACCAGGGCGAGGAGCGUGCUCGACGCGCCCUGCGGUGAUUUUACGUGGAUGCGGCUGAUGCUGCCCACCUUUGCGCGGCUCGGCGUCCACUACACCGGCGUCGACAUUGCUCGGCCGCAGAUCGCAAGGCUGCAGGCGGAGUUCGAGGGCACGGCGGGGGUCGAGUUUCGGGUGGGAGACCUGGUGGUGGAGCCUCCGCCGCGCGCGACCGCGGGCCUCAUCUUCUCGCGCGAGAUGACGCAGCACCUCAACCCGGAGGAGGUGCUGCGCGUGCUGCAUCACUGGUCGCGCAGCGGGAGCAGGUACCUGCUGCAGACAACCUACCGGCUCAAGGACGGCUCCAACCGCAACUUUGACCGCGUGUCGCGCGGCUCGCACUCGAUGAUCGACUUUGAGCGCGUGCCGUUCAGUUUGCCGCCGCCAAUCGCCUCGUGGGUCGAGGACGACACGCACACACACACGGAGCGGCUCGCGCUGUGGAGGUUGCCUCUGCAGACGCACGUGUACGGCGUCGCGGCCGAGGCCGGCACCCAAUAUGUGAGCAACGCGAGAAGGGGGGAACACGAACAGACGUGA
This is a messenger RNA of Emiliania huxleyi CCMP1516, 705 nucleotides long. RefSeq lists its product as hypothetical. The record is from RefSeq and is a predicted model, not a curated record. The transcript has 2 exons. Bases 1 to 705 code for a protein of 234 amino acids. Lineage: Eukaryota; Haptophyta; Isochrysidales; Noelaerhabdaceae.